Molecule: messenger RNA, 4989 nt
Organism: Dreissena polymorpha
Lineage: Eukaryota; Metazoa; Mollusca; Bivalvia; Myida; Dreissenidae
Product: hephaestin-like
Exons: 16
Coding region: 353-3802 (1149 amino acids)
Biological process (GO): iron ion transport
Cellular component (GO): plasma membrane
Molecular function (GO): copper ion binding; oxidoreductase activity
Source: RefSeq, a predicted model, not a curated record
UUUUGACAGUCUCGGUCCGUGGCGUCUUUGUGCGCUGUCAUCGCACGGUAAACGCUGUGUACACCGAAAUAACGCGUUUACAUAACGUGCAUUUAAACAUAGCCGUUUGUUAAUUUGAACGUGCGGCGAAUUUUAAUUCCUUUAAACACAGACCGCUUUAAUUGCGGUAGUGUGAAUUUGUAAGAAUUAGAGAUCGCUGUGCACGUUCGUUUAACGUCAGUUAACAGAUUGUUAAGAUGACGUUAAGAACGUCGCUGUAACGUCUGUAUCAAAACUGUUAACGUGUGCGUUGAAGAGGGAUGUAAAUUUGGGAUAAUUCGAAACUUAGGAUUAUUGCAGAGACUAUUCCACUAUGAAGCUGCUGUUGAUUAUUUUCUCAGUGCUGUGUUGUGUGCUGAUAGGCCAUGUUCAAUGUGCCAUUCGCAGAUAUUUUAUUGCGGCAGUUGAGACGGAGUGGGACUAUGCCCCAAGCGGUCGGGAUAUGGUCUUUAAUCAUCAAAGCGAAGCUGAUCUCAAAAUUAAAGCAGGAAAAGACAGAAUAGGAAGUAAAUAUUUGAAAGCGAUCUAUAAACAGUACACAGACGCAACGUUUUCACACGAAAUAUUCAAGCCUGCAUAUAUGGGGUAUGUUGGACCCGUUAUAAAGGGCGAGAUUGGAGAUUUGAUCAUCAUCACAUUUAGAAACAUGGCGACACAAAUUAAAGCCAAUUUAAGUAUUCAUCCACACGGUCUAUUUUAUACGAAAUCCCACGAAGGUGCCCUUUACCUCGACGGCGAAAGCGGUACUGUUAAACACGAUGACGGCGUACCGCUGAACGGCAUGUUUCAGUACGUCUGGAACAUCACAGACAACUUCGCCCCGACGGCAGACGACGACGCGUGCAUACCCUGGGGCUACCACUCGCACGUGGACUCAAUGGUCGACAUCGAGACCGGACUUGUCGGUGUCCUACUGACCUGUAAACCAGGAACGCUGUCAUCAACGGGACUCCGUAAAGACGUCGAGCACGAGUUGUUCUUUUACACUGAGAUCACGGACGAGAGUAAGAGUCACUAUAUCAACCUGAACCUGCGGCGCUGCCAGGACCCGCGCCUGUGUCUGCAGCUCCUUCAUAGCAAGGAUAAGGAGUUCAAGCACAGCAAUCAAUUCAGUCAUAUUAACGGCUACGUGUACGGUAACAUGCCGGGCCUGGACGUGUGUGAGGGCGAGGAGGUGGCAAUCUACAUCUUCGCGCUUGGCAACGGCUACCACACCAUGCAGAUCUACGGGCAGACCUUUGUGCAGCGGAAACAUCGCAUGGACGCCGUUGGUGUGUACCCAGCAACGUUCACAGCGAUUACCAUGGUUCCAAUCAACAUUGGUACCUGGCUUCUCGUGUGUAGGAACAACGAUCAUUACCACGACGGUAUGACGGCGUUUUUUCACGUGAAACAGUGCUCUCCGGAUCCACUUCCCGAAACGCCGCCUGGGAAACGAAAGCGCUACUACAUCGCGGCCCAGGAAGUAAACUGGAACUACAAGCCCGGCGGUAAGGACCUCUUCACUUCCGGGAAGGUUGAUAUGGAUCAUGGCUUCUCCAGUAACGCCCAUCACCACCAGCACCACGGCGACCACCACGACAGCGUGGGCAACACGUACAAGAAGGCGGUCUACGUCGAGUACGAGGACAGUGCGUUCACGCGGAUGAAGCCCCGCCCCCUGGACGAGGAGCACCUGCACAUGAUGGGCCCGCCAAUCAAAGUGGAGGUGGGCGACACGGUGGAGGUGGUGUUCCACAACAACGCCUCUCGCCCCUACUCCAUUUUCCCCCACGGCGUCGGCUUCGACAAGUCCAUGGAGGGAUCUGUUUACUACACCGCCGACAGUGACGUUCCAUACGGACUGAUUACCCGGGAAGGUGAGACGACCACGUACCGGUUCACCGUGCCCUGGACCGCAGCACCCACCGUGGACGAUCCGAAUUGCUUGUCGUACACGUAUCACUCCGCGGUGGAAGUGCGCAAGGAUACAAACAGUGGUUUAAUAGGUCCGCUUCUCGUCUGCAAACCGGGCUCGCUCAAUGAAAAGGACAAACAGAUUCACGUAAACAAGGAGAUCUUUAUCCUGAUCGCCGUCAUCGACGAGAAUCUCUCCUACUACAUCGACGACAGCGUUCGCAUGUUCGCCCCCGAGAAGGUCAACCUCGACAAGAACGACGAGGCUUUCAAACACGGCAACCUUAUACACGCUAUCAACGGUCGCAUAUAUGGGACCCUAAAUGGUAUCGACAUGUGCCUAGGAGACCGGGUAUCGUGGCACUUCCUGGGCAUAGGGAGUAGCAAGGACCUGCAUGGGGUCGCCCUUGAAGGGAACGCCAUGGCGGUGAACGGGCGCACCCUGGAUAGCCGAAUCAUCAUCCCAGGGCUGGGAUUCACUGGGUAUAUGCACCCGGACAAUGUAGGCCACUGGGCGCUGUACUGCCACACUGAACACCACCUGAUGGCCGGCAUGUCCGCAAUCUACAACGUGAACGUUUGUCCGGGUCCGCAGAGCCUUCCUGUCGUCCCCAUGAAACCGUCGGGCGCCGUCCGUCGGUAUUACAUCGCCGCUGUCGAGGUCGAGUGGGACUACGCGCCGUCGGGAUUGGACAAGAUCCAGGGCAAAGGCCUGAACGACCCGGACUCGCACGGUUACUUGUACACGAGAAACACUGGCGGUUUCUUGGGAACAACUUACAAGAAGGCCGUCUACAGAGAAUUUACCGACGAGACAUUCAGCCAGGAGAAGAAGCGCGGUUACCGUGAAAUACAUUUGGGACUCCUUGGUCCGUUCAUACGCGCGGAGGUCGGUGACGUCAUAGAGGUGAUUUUCAUGAACAAGGCGUCACAUCCGUUCUCCAUAAAACCGCACGGCGUCUUCACGAAUAAAGGCAACGAAGGCAUGAAAUAUAACGACCAAUCAAAUUUUGACGACGAUGACGAAGUGCAACCCGGUAAAGUGUUCACAUAUCGCUGGACUGUUCCCCAGAGGGCGGGACCGGGACCCAACGAGCCCAACUGCAUCGGAUGGAUAUACCACUCUGGAGCAAACAUGAUUCGGGACGUCCCCACGGGUCUCUUUGGUCCCCUGGUCACAUGCCGCCGCGGAAUUCUGGACCCUCGCAACCAGCGGCUUGACCACCACACCCGCGAGUUUGCAAUGGUGUAUUACAUCAUCAACGAGAACCGGAGCUGGUACAUCCGGGACAAUAUGAACCGCGUUCAGGGAACCAUGGCGCCGCACGUGGAGUUCGAGGAAAGCAACAUGAUGAACAGCAUCAACGGCUAUCUCUUCGGUAAUACACCGGGGAUGGUUAUGGAGGUUGGAGAGCACGUCACGUGGUAUGUGCUGGGACUUGGCUCGGAGGAUGACUUUCACACCGCACACUUUCACGGUCAGACGUACGUGCACCGCACGUCCAAGUCGCACCGUGGGGACGUAGUCGAGGUGUUUCCCGGCACGUACGAGACCGUGGACAUGUUCACCGACAACCCCGGAACGUGGCUGGUACAUUGUCACGUAUUGGAUCACCUGACUCACGGCAUGGAGGCCAAGUACGCCGUCGUACCAAAAGGAGCUCUCCAACCCCUUGAGGACGCCGAAAGCGACCGCAAGCUCCCCAUCGUGCUACACAAACUUCCGGUUGUGACGUCCUCUGAAUACAUCGCCACGCCUACAAAGCGAGAACCCAUCGAUCAGCUUAGAAAGACAAACGUAAUGAAUCCUUCCAAACACGGUGAAGGGCGAUGGGGCGAUUCCUGCAAAAAAUAUAAUCUCCCUUAAAAGCGACCAUACUUCCGUUGCCAAUAGCGACGAUAAGACUGUGACACCGAACAAAGACCUUCUGCAGUUAUACCAAAUUGGUAUUCUGCCGCAGCGCUGGCAAAUACUUACCAACCCUAAAAGUCAGAAUCUACCGAGAAAAUAAAUUUGUUCUGAUGCAUGUAAUUUAUUUUGUUAUUCGCAUAUGUUUUGUUGGUGGUCACUUAAUGAAUACUUUUUGAGUCAAGGAUCGGAAAAUGUUUAUGAUUUUCAUGAUGAUCAGAAAGUGAAAUAUGUUUUUGGAUAAAAGGGGUUAUUUUUGUUAUUUUAUAAAUGCUUACUGUUCUUGGAGAUACAUGUAUACCGGUAGAGGGCAGUUAUGGUAUAGUUGUGGCUAAACAAACCGUUCAACAAAAACAGGUAUUGAUGAUGGAAGGUAUAGUUUAAAAUUGCCAACUUUGAUAUCAAACAUUCAAGACGUAAAAAGUCAAAUAUUUUCCAGAAUGAAAACACGCAGCUUAAACGGGUUAAGACGUCUGCUUGGUGUUUAAUUUGAGAACAAACUGACUAAGGGCAUCACAAAAUAAUAUACUGGGAAAAUGAGAACCAAUACUAAAGAUCCCGGAAACAAAUCACAUAAAUCUCGACAGAUGAAAUAUUACAAUAUUGAAAUCCUCCUUUCUUACACGCAUAUUGCAUUGUUUCUUAGCAUACUGCCUCUGAUAUGUUAUUAGGUUUGAUCUUGAGUUAUCUGAAUUGCGAAAUGAAGCUCACAGGAGUUAAUCUCAGCACAUCAUCCAUUUAAAGGGUUAUCUUGCUGUCGCUGGAACAAAUCAAAAUCGUCCGCGAUAAAAUUGCCAAAAUAUGAAUCAAGCAUCUGCAGUGGGGCAAAAAGUCAUGCAUAUACAAGAUGAUAAAAAAAAAUUGAUAUAUUUUUUCAAAUAUUUUGUUUUAUUCUCGUUAACAAUGUUUUCUGUGAAACCUAUAUAAAAAUGUCAAUUGUGUAGAAAAGGCACUGGUUUUCUAAAUGAAAAAGUAAUGAUUUUGUAUGAUUCUAGUUGUGGUAAGGUAACGACUGUGAAGAGUUUGUGAACAGGUUACUGGAUUCAAUCCUUAACUCGACGUGUAUAAAUAUAUUAGGAAAUUAUUAAACCGUAUCAUGUGUGAUAAUAAGCUACAAAUAUUGUCAUAAAACGAGCGAUUCUUCA